This is a messenger RNA of Mastomys coucha (southern multimammate mouse), 2696 nucleotides long. It is a transcript of the gene Ccdc110, whose product is annotated as coiled-coil domain containing 110. The record is from RefSeq and is a predicted model, not a curated record. The transcript has 7 exons. Bases 44 to 2683 code for a protein of 879 amino acids. Gene Ontology annotation, cellular component: cytoskeleton. Lineage: Eukaryota; Metazoa; Chordata; Mammalia; Rodentia; Muridae.
GGGGUGGGUCUGGCUUCCCGACCUCCGUUACUAGGCAACCGGGAUGCUGCGGCUAGACGCGGCAGAGCUGAAUGCUUGGAGCAAGGCAGUUGGUAGAGAGAUCUCAAGCGACAGAAAUGAGCCCCGGCUACCUUCCAGCGCUUCGCCAAAAGCUGUGCUCGGGUCUGUUCCAGAAAAGCACCUCGCGGAAGAAGAUGACGUUGACUCCAUUCUCCUCUCAGCAUCCAAGAUCCUGAAUUCCUCUGAGGGGGUAAAGGAAAGCGGGGGCAGUGAACCAGAAUAUGGCUGCGCAUCAGAACCAGAAAAUCAAAUCCAACCACAGUCGGCACUGAAAGUCCUGCAACAUCAGCUGGAGUCGUUUCAGGCUCUACGGAUGCAGACUCUGCAGAACGUCAGCAUGGUACAGUCUGAAAUCAGUGAAAUAUUGAACAAAAGUAUUGUUGAAGUAGAAACCCCACAAUUUAACUCAGAAAAAAGUCUAGUAUUCAGCAUGCAUCCUGAAAAGGAUUUGCCUAAUGAGACACAAGAAGAAAUACUUUCUACCAAGAAAAGUAAUCCUUUUGAGGACCCCAAGACGCUCCAUUCAAUGGGAGAGAACUUCAGUAGUAGCAAUGGCACUGGUCUCGCUCAGGGCACAAAUAUUCCACCCCAGACACAGGUCAAGGACAUGUUAGCUCUGCAGAGCCCGAGAACAACAGCAGAUAACUCACCUCCCAGCAAAGCUAUGAACCCUUCAGAGCAGCCCAAUGCCACAAAGAGUUACAGUCUCUAUCAGUUUCUACCUCAGGUUCCUCAAACAGUGGCAGUGCCUCAAGCUGCUCCGGUGAUUCUGGAUAAAGCCACCAUCACCAUCCCUUUCCUGAAGCAUGAGUUCUGUGAAAACUUAGAUGAGAUUUGCCACUCUAUUAAGCAUAUGAAAGAAGAACUUCAGAAGUCAAAUGACAAGGAACUGGCACUUACAAAUGAACUUCACACUUUCCAGGCAGAUGCGACUACUCAAAGUCACCAUAAACGUGAGCUGUUUCCCAUCCGCAGCUCAACACUUAAUUUUAUCCGGCAAGAAAACAUGGAAGGUAACUUAAACGAAGACAUCAAAUCAAAGAGAAUUUCUGAAUUAGAGGCGUUAGUGAGCAAACUGCUCCCACUCAGGGACACGGUGUCAAAACUGCAUGUGAACUUCUGUAGGAAAUGUAAAAAAUUAUCUAAAAGUGAAAUAUACCGAGGGAAAAAGAAUGAGAAAAAUAAAGACAUCCCUAUCACCAGCAAGAAUAUUAUGGAUUUAAAAUUCCACUCCCGAGCUCCAAGGCACACUCUGUCAGUUCUGGACCCAGGGAAACCCAAAAUAAAGGACAAAGAAUGCCAAGCAUUCCUAGUCACCCAAGGAGCCAUACCACUUGAAAGCGAGAAGACACCCAAAGGCAAGUGCGUCCCUGAGCAGUGCGUUGCCAAAAUUCAUUACCUCCAGAAUUACCUAAAAGAAUCCUUACAGAAUCAGAAAAAGAUGACAGAACUGGAGAAUGAAAACCUAGCCCUCAAGACCAAAUUGAAGUCCCUCAUGUUCACCACACAAUCCCUGAUCCAGAAGGUGGAAGCCCACGAAAAGCACCUGAAGUCACUGGCUGAGGAAAAGAGCAUCCUUCAGUCCAAGUUAAGCAAAGCAGAGGAUGAGAACAAAGACUGCCUCAGGGAACUUAAGAAAAUCGUCAGCACUUAUAAUGUCCUCCAAGGCCAACACAAAAUGCUAGAGGAGAAAAAUAGUCAACUCUCUUUGGAGAAGCAACAGAUGCUCGAAACAAUAGACCAUCUGAAGGGCAAGGAGCACAAGACCCAGAAUGACAUGGGGGUUCUCCAAAAUGAAAACAAUAGAAUGAAUAUAGAAAUAGAAACGAUGAAAACAAGCAUGCUGUUGAUACAAGACGAAAGGGAAAUGCUCGAGAAAGACACAUACCAACUCCUGAAGGACAAGGGCAUGCUUGAGAGCGACCUGAAAGAGAGCAAGCUGGAGAUCCUGCAGCUAAAAGAGAAGGAGAGAGUGGCCAAAGCUGAGCAGGAGUCACUUCUUCACAUACUAGACACGGCUAAAGCAGAGAAGCUGAGUCUGGAGGCAACACUACAAGAAUCCGCUUCCGCCAGACAGAUGUUGGAAAGAGAGCUCAUGGACAUUCAAACCUACCAGUCUGCCUCGGAGGAGAAGUUCCUGAAAGAAAUCAAAAGUGCAAAGUCAGAGACAAGCAUUUACAAAAACAACUUGGCAGAAAUCAGCAAGGAAUGUGAGGUGUUGUCCAAAAUGGUCAUGGAGAUUAAGGCGGAUAACCAGAUUCUGAAAGAAGAGCUAAAGAAACAUAGUCAAGAAAACACCAAGUUUGAAAAUAGCAUCAGUCGGCUCACCGAAGACAAGAUACUUUUGGAAAACUAUGUGAGAAGCAUAGAAAAUGAGAGGGAUACCUUGGAAUUUGAGAUGCGGAAUCUUCAGCGAGACUACAUGAGUUUAAGUGAUAAAGUCUCCAGUCAGAACAACAGCACAUCAAAAUCGACUUUUAUUUCAAGAAGAGAAAAAUUCUACUUUGACAACUAUGAUGCCUAUGAGGAUGCUUCCAGUGUUAGGAAUAAGCCUUUGGCUUCUGACUUGAAAGGAAGACCACAUAAACUGUAUCAAUGGCUUCCAUCCAAGACUUGUAAAUAAAUUUCAAAAGAAA